Eleginops maclovinus (Patagonian blennie) is the source of this 1413-nucleotide messenger RNA. Its product is annotated as F-box only protein 6-like. Bases 294 to 1127 code for a protein of 277 amino acids. Gene Ontology annotation, molecular function: ubiquitin protein ligase activity; protein binding. The record is from RefSeq and is a predicted model, not a curated record. Gene Ontology annotation, biological process: glycoprotein catabolic process; SCF-dependent proteasomal ubiquitin-dependent protein catabolic process. Lineage: Eukaryota; Metazoa; Chordata; Actinopteri; Perciformes; Eleginopidae. The transcript has 6 exons. Gene Ontology annotation, cellular component: cytoplasm; SCF ubiquitin ligase complex.
CACCCUUGACAACUCGCAGAAUGAGGAAUGUGUGACGGGAACAAUAGUAAUUUCUCUGGAAGUACAGGAAUAACAAACCACAUCUCAAACUUCGACUGCAAAGCAACAGUCCUAGCAGAUUUAGAGUCAUUUUCCUCGCUACCCGAACUGCACUUCCAACACGGAAGUCUACUGCCUUCAGACAAGACUAACACCCUUCUGUCUUUUGUGUUAAGCUGUUUACGGUUCAAUUUCAUCACAUUGUAGUUAAAGGGGGAACGCUCUGGUCUAGUUCAGACAUAAAGAGAAACCCUAUGAAUGAAGCUGCAGUACCGUCAAUGUCCCUUUCAAAGUUCUUCCCUAUUUCUCUGGAGAUCCUGGAGGAGAUCUUACUGAAUCUUCCUCCUGUUGAGGUGGUUCGUGUCUGCCGGAUGGUGUGCCACCAGUGGAAAGAAGUGGUUGACAGUAAGUCCCUGUGGAAAGAGAGAUGUAGAAGAGAAGGAUAUCACCUCAGUGAUACAUCCAAAAAUCCUAAAGACUGGAGGUUGUUUUACUUCUUGUGCAAGCAAAGGAGAAAUCUUCUCAAGAAUCCGAGAGGAGAAGAGGAACUCAACGGCUGGCUGAUUUUGAAUCAUGAUUAUAGAUGUUUUCGAUAUGGUGGUAGAUUUGGUGGUUUUGAUGGAUUUGGUGGGAAUAGGUGGGCAGUACACGGGAUUAGACGGCCACAUCCAGAGGAGACGGUCCAAAAAAACUUUGUGACCUCUUACACCAUGGCGAAGAAGUCACAGCUGAUUGAUUUGGGGAAGGAAGGUUACAGCCCAUCGUUCAUGGAUCACUUCCAGCCAGAUAUCCGAAUAUCUGAUUGGUAUGCACCAAGACAUGAUUGCGGCUGUAUAUAUGAGAUCCGUGUAGAGCUUUUGAAUGAAAAAAAGAGGCCUGUUCAGACAUUUGCUCCGGACAUUGUUGAGUUUAAGUAUGGGAGUGAUGAGCGAUGGAACAAGAUGGCCCAUGUAUUCAAGAGCUACGGACCAGGAGUGAGAUAUGUCAGUUUCACCCACGGAGGCAGGGACACACAGUUCUGGGCAGGAUGGUAUGGGAUUCGCCUCACCGAAAGCUGCGUUGAGAUAUGUCCAGCAGCGGACAAAUAGCUCUUUGGGAGUUAUCUAUUACCUGCUUCCUGCCUUUGCUUGAAAUUGCACCUCUUAUUUGCCUUAUAUAAUCAGCAUUUAUGUAACGCGUAAAAAGGAUGUUUCUCUUGCUGCUAAACUACUAAUAUGUGCAGUCUCAAUGACAUGUUACAUUCAACAGCCAUAGUUUGAGAAGACAAAAUGUACAUGUGCAGUAGCAGAGCACAUCCCCUAAUUGCUACGAGGAUAUUGCUCCAUGAUUGUCCACCUCACCAGAAGUGCCUCGUACAAAUAUUUUACAUGCUCU